AUGGACUUGCGUUAUAUUCACAGGUUGUGUCCCCUCAAGCGUUCGAUCCCUUUUGUCAGCGAGGCUUGCACCGUCAACCUGUGUCAGUGCGCAGUCAUGACUCACACCACCAUCACCAACCCUCCCACAGUCCUCGACGACGACCUGCAGCGAAUCGUCCACGAGAUUCUCAGGUCCGCCUCGGACAGUGACGACUUCGACGACGAUGAUGACAGCAGCGACCUGCCAACGAAUCAGGGGAAGCUAUCGACGGGGUUACGCAAAAAGCUGCUGCAGUCGCUGAGCACCGCGCUGCAGACGGAGCGAAACCACUGGAAGGACAAGCUGCAUGCAACUCUGCAGGAGAUGGACCGUCAGCGCCGCGACUACGUCACACUGCAGGCCGCCCUGCACGACCUAGCAACCGCCUGCGGCAUCCGUACCACGCACACUCCGGAAGUCGACGACACCACCAGCAGCUGCUCAACGACAGACCUCCUCACCGAGCUACACGACUACGUGCAGAGGAUGCAGAUGGUGGAGGAGAAAGCUACGAAGAACGACUUCCUGAAGAGCAGACUUCAGAUCCUUCAAGGCAGCCUUGCUCAGAUGGAGAGCGACAAGUCCGAGCAUCAGUCGCAGUUGAAGAAGAAGACGAAGGAGAUACUGUGGCUACAGAAGGAGCUGAACUCCAUCAAGCAACAGCUACAGAAGCUCCGACAGGUCGUCCUCAGCUACAACGAGUCUCAUUCCACCAAAUUUCACCUGUACGAUGUCAACGCUCCCACCGACAAAGAGUUAUCUCGCAGGGCUCUCACCCGAGAGACGACGUACACGGAAGGAGACCAGCCUCUGGAUUACGUCCCUUUCGGGGGCGAUGUCGCCGUCAGGAAACCUCGGGGUCAACAUAACAAGUUCUUUCCUGCGAAAACCAUAGGAAAUAAAGGCAUAAGCCAGUGCCUGAGAUGCCAGCAGCUGUUCAAACCUAACGAGAACAACCACCUGGCUUGUCGCUAUCACAAGAAAGGGAGAGAAAUCAAAGAGCAGUACGACCUCACAGGCCGCCUGUGUAAGGUUUUCUAUAAGUGGGCCUGUUGUAAGCAAGGCUUGAAUAUACAGGGAUGUUCUUACGGCUAUCAUGUCUGACAUGGGGAUUACAAGGCUCCAGUUAGUCAGAUAUUUGCAUCAGUGCACGGACAUGGCUUAUAAUAAUAUAUUGUGUCAGUAAAUGAACUUGGCUCAUUAUAUACAGAGAGAGAGAGAGAGGGGAGGACCAAAUGUUUUAUUUACUUUGUAUUUUCGACAAACACUUUUACGUUAAAUAAUGUAGUUCAAGUGUUUUAUAGUGCUAUAGUGCUCACCAAAUGCAACUGAACUUUGUCACGGUUGCAUGCAAAUGUUUGGUUGACUAGCGCUUAUAAACAUUUUGUGGGAGAGACCUCUCGAGAGUAGUAAACUCUACCAACGAUCGACCUUCUUGCAGCUGUGGUUGAGUAACUGAAUGUGGCCAUUGUUCAUAAUGACACAAUGGGUUAAAUUAACUGAAAUAUUUUCACUGCUGAGACUCGUUUAAAGAAAAGAAUCUCAUAGAAUCUCCAAGAAGGGGAUGGCUCAUGAUGAAUAAUUAGGAAUAAGCUGCAGAUUUUUAGGAUAGUUUCUUAAAUGCCACUUUUUGGGUUGCUAAGAAAAACUUAUUCAUAGCAACUAUAGUACGUUUAGAAACAUACUUCGCCCAACAUUGUAAAACAGGAAACGCAAGUUCAUUGGCCUGGUAUUGCUACAAUUAAAAGUUUGAAGAAGGAUCAUUGAUUUUCGUCUGAAUAAUAUGUAUGAUGAGAACACUAGAACUAUUUCUCAAUAUACCAUGAAAAAUGUCUCCAUGUUCAAAGUA
Messenger RNA from Pomacea canaliculata, 1870 nucleotides. RefSeq lists its product as uncharacterized. The record is from RefSeq and is a predicted model, not a curated record. Lineage: Eukaryota; Metazoa; Mollusca; Gastropoda; Architaenioglossa; Ampullariidae.